ACAAGGUUUAUCGCUUCAAGUGGCACAUUGCUGGGGUCUAAGGAGUUGCCUCGUUUCGCGUUUCAUUUCAUUCGACUCAACAGCCCCGAUAAGAACCCUCCGUGGAGCGAAGCGUUCACCGAAAUGGCAUAUUUCAGUAGUGUACCGGUUUUUAUCACUCUGUUUUUACUGAAUAAUGCGGUAUCCGGGGCUACCUGUGGGAUUAAGGCAUGCCCCGUCACGAAAUUAAACAUGAUCAAUGUUCAUUUGGUCCCCCACUCGCACGACGAUGUCGGUUGGCUGAAAACGGUCGAUCAGUAUUACUAUGGAAGUCAGAACAAAAUUCAGCACGCUGGAGUGCAAUAUAUUUUGGAUACGGUGGUGGAGGAGCUCCUGAAGGACUCCAAGCGGCGUUUCAUCCAGGUGGAGACGUUCUUCUUUUCGAAAUGGUACGCCGAACAAAACGCAACUGUUCAACGAGCUGUACAAAAAUUAGUAGCAGAAGGACGACUGGAAUUUGCGGGAGGAGCUUGGAGUAUGAACGAUGAAGCCACAGUUCACUACCAAAGUGUAAUAGAUCAAUUCAAUUUGGGAUUGAAAUACUUAAACGACAUCUUUGGUGAUUGUGGACGACCGACAAUAGGUUGGCAGAUCGAUCCAUUUGGUCACUCCCGGGAAAUGGCCUCUAUUUUCGCUCAAAUGGGAUAUAAUGGCGAAUUUUUCGCUCGCAUGGAUUACGUGGACAAAAAGAAACGUCUGGAAGACCAAGGAAUGGAGAUGAUUUGGCAAUCAAGCGAAUCCCUAAAGGACUCUCACAUAUUUACUGGCAUGCUCUACAAUCACUAUUCAGCUCCUCCAGGCUUCUGUUUUGAUAUUAAUUGCCACGAUGCUCCAAUAAUCGAUGGCGAGAGCUAUGACAAUAACGUCGACCAAAGAGUCAAUGACUUCAUCGACUAUGUUAAGACAAUGUCAAAGUCCUUCCGAUCUACUCAUAUAAUGGUCCCAAUGGGAGACGAUUUUCAGUACGAAGAAGCCGCAGUUAACUACAAGAACAUGGACAAACUUAUUAAGUACGUCAACGAUCGCCAAUCGAAGGGAUCUCAGGUCAACGUUUUCUACUCAACGCCCUCCUGCUAUCUCCACGAAUUGCAUCAGUUGCAGCAAACGUGGCCGAACAAAACCGAGGACUUCUUUCCCUACUCCAGUGAUUCGCACUCCUACUGGACUGGUUAUUUCACCUCGAGGCCCACGCAGAAACGCUUUCAUCGCGAUGGAAAUCACUUCUUUCAAACGGUCAAGCAACUGAGUGUUCUGGCCAAUUUGACCAGCACUCGGCACUCCGAAGAUCUGGAGAGUCUUAGUCAGGCGAUGGGAAUAAUGCAGCACCAUGAUGCAGUUACGGGCACUGAAAAACAGGCGGUUGCCCGCGAUUACGACCGUAUGUUAUUCAAGGCAAUUGUAGACGCCGAGAAUAAUGCUCGCGAUGCCCUCCGAUCUCUGACCAAUCUCACUUCUGGGGAGUUCGAAAGUUGCCUAGAACUGAACAUAAGUGUUUGUUCUUUCACCCAGAACAGUGCCAACAAUGUGGUUGUCACACUGGUAAAUCUAUUGGCUCACACUUCAACACAAUAUGUGCGUAUUCCAGUGAAAAGCGAUAACUACAUAGUCACCGAUGAAAAAGGUCGUGAAAUACCUUCGGAAGUUGUCCCCGUUCCUUGGCAAGUUUUGGCUAUGGAACACCGAUCGAAUGACACGCAACACGAGUUGGUUUUUGAAGCCACAGUUGAAAAGAUUGCAAACUUCUUAAUCCGUGUACUACCUUCACCAAAAAGUAAUGUACAAAAUCUUAUUCAUUUCCCCACAGAGAAAGCCCUGGAUGAGUCCGAUGAAUUGACGGUGGAGAAUUCGCUCGUUAAACUCACUUUUAAUACAACUACGGGUGGCUUGAAAACCAUUGAAAUGAACGGCCUAACCGAAACUAUUGAUCAAAGCUUUGGCGUAUACAAGGGAUUUCGAGGCAAUAAUGGUGAAGCCAAAAACCGAUCGUCAGGGGCUUACGUUUUCCGUCCGGACGGAGGCUUUGAAAAACUAAAUAACAAAGUGGGGAUUUCGUUCUAUAAUGGCACCCGAGUUAAGGAGGUCCAUCAGCAUGUGAACGAGUGGAUAUCGCAGGUAAUCCGCGUUUACCAGGGCGACAAUCGCGUGGAAUUCGAAUGGUUGGUGGGACCGAUACCAACGGAAGAUGAAGUUGGAAAAGAGAUAGUCAUUCGCUUCUCGAGCAAUAUAUCCUCGAAGGGUAUAUUUUAUACAGACUCGAAUGGUCGGGAAAUGCUGGAACGCGAGAGAAACCAGCGUGACACCUUCAAUCCCGACAUGUCAGAGGCAAUAAGCGGAAACUAUUAUCCAGUAACCGGGCAAAUUUCACUGCAAGACGACGAGGUGCGAAUCACGCUGCUAAACGAUCGAGCACAGGGAGGAACUAGCUUGAAGGACGGGGAAUUGGAGCUUAUGCUGCAUCGGCGUUUACUGAAUGACGAUGCUUUUGGUGUUGGCGAAGCCCUUAAUGAGACUCAGUAUGGAACUGGGUUGAUCGCAAGGGGAAAGGUUUCCCUAAUUAUCGACGAGGCCUCAAAGAAGCCUAAUCACGCAGAGAGACUGGUUCAGCAUGAGAUAGACCAACCCUUUUGGAAGUUUUUCAGCAAAUCAAAUAGAGUACCAUCCGUAAAUAAGAACAUGAUUCCCGAUUUUACCGACUUCCCCCCGUUGGUCGAACUUCUUUCCUUUGAACAACAUUCUGAGGAUCACAUUUUGAUACGAGUGGAGAACUUUAAUACAAACGGAAAUGUAGUUAGCUUCAACAUUUAUCCCCUCUUUUCUUCCUUGAGUGGGUAUAAGAUUUGGGAAACAACUUUGGACGGAAAUAUGAAGUUGGGCGAUAUGAAGAGAUACAAAUUUAAUCAAGAUGGCAUUGGCAGUAUUCCUUCCUCCGUUGAAUAUUUCUACGCCCCACAUAACCCGAUGUCCUCCGAUUAUACAAUGGAUGCUUCUGAAUUCGUUGUGACACUGGUCCCAAUGCAAAUUCGUACAUUCAUCAUCCAACAGAAAAAUAUUGUAUACUGAAUGUAUCAAAAUAUUGAAAAUAUAACAAGAGAUAUUGGUUAAAAA
Molecule: messenger RNA, 3144 nt
Organism: Drosophila rhopaloa
Lineage: Eukaryota; Metazoa; Arthropoda; Insecta; Diptera; Drosophilidae
Gene: LManI
Product: lysosomal alpha-mannosidase
Exons: 6
Coding region: 124-3099 (991 amino acids)
Biological process (GO): mannose metabolic process
Cellular component (GO): lysosome
Molecular function (GO): alpha-mannosidase activity; carbohydrate binding
Source: RefSeq, a predicted model, not a curated record